This is a messenger RNA of Fukomys damarensis (Damara mole-rat), 4207 nucleotides long. RefSeq names its product AT-rich interaction domain 3B (gene Arid3b). Gene Ontology annotation, molecular function: DNA binding. NCBI's taxonomy places the organism in Eukaryota, Metazoa, Chordata, Mammalia, Rodentia, Bathyergidae. Gene Ontology annotation, biological process: regulation of transcription by RNA polymerase II. The coding region runs from base 130 to 1812 and encodes 560 amino acids. The transcript has 8 exons. The record is from RefSeq and is a predicted model, not a curated record. Gene Ontology annotation, cellular component: nucleus.
UGUAGUUGUUUUUUCCCCCUUCCUCCUCGUUUGUGGUUUGGUUAAUCACAAAGUGUAGAGCCAUCGUGCCUGCUAGGCCGUGCCCUGGUCCAGAGCCAUGCCACACUGUGAGUGAGACUCACGGCAGUGAUGGAGCCACUGCAGCAACAGCAACAGAAGCAGUCGCAUCUGGCUCCUCUGCAGAUGGAUGCCCGAGAGAAGCAGGGACAGCAGAUGAAAGAAGCCCAAUUCCUGUAUGCCCAAAAGCUAGUCACACAGCCUACUCUCCUUUCUGCCACACCUGGGAGACCUGCCGGCAGCCCUGCCCUGGGUCCCUUAGCCAGAGUUUCACCAGCUACACCAGUGGCCCGAGUUUUUGAACGGAGCAAUGUGAACUCAGAGCCUGAGGAAGAGGAAGGAGGUUUGGAAGAUGAGGAUGAGGAUGAUGAUGUUGCAGAGGUGGCUGAAAAAGAGGCCCAGGCUGCUUCCAAAUACUUUCACGUGCAGAAAGCCGCACGCCAAGACCCCCGAGCAGCAUCCAUGUCUAGUCUGCUUCCAGCACCAGGACUCCCCCAACAUGGACAACAGACUAAAGAAGACCAUACCAAAGAUACUUCCAAGGGUCCACCUUCUGUUUCCAUGGCUGGGCAGCCAAGCUGGAAUCCAGAGGAGCAGCUUAAACAGAAUGGUGGUUUGGCCUGGAGUGAUGAUGCUGAUGGAGGCCGAGGAAGAGAGAUUUCCCGAGAUUUUGCCAAGCUAUAUGAACUAGACAGUGAUCCUGAAAGGAAAGAGUUCCUGGAUGACCUCUUCAUCUUUAUGCAGAAAAGGGGAACCCCCAUCAACCGGAUCCCCAUCAUGGCCAAGCAAAUCCUGGACCUGUACAUGCUGUAUAAGCUGGUGACAGAGAAGGGAGGCCUGGUGGAGAUCAUCAACAAGAAGAUCUGGAGGGAAAUCACCAAAGGCCUGAACCUGCCCACCUCCAUCACCAGCGCUGCCUUUACUCUCAGGACCCAGUACAUGAAGUAUCUCUAUGCCUACGAAUGUGAGAAAAAGGCCCUGAGCUCCCCUGCUGAGCUGCAGGCUGCCAUCGACGGCAACCGCAGGGAGGGCAGGCGGCCUAGCUACAGCUCCUCCCUCUUUGGCUACUCACCCACUGCUGCCACUGCUGCUGCUGCUGCUGGGGCCCCUGCCCUUCUCUCACCACCCAAGAUCCGCUUCCCAGUCCUGGGGCUUGCCUCCAGCAGUGGCACCAGUGCCAGUGGUCCUCGGCUGUCACCAGCAGCCACUCUCAGGAAAGGUGACGGGGUCCCCACAACCACAGUGCCCGUGCCAAAUCGCCUGGCUGUGCCCGUGGCUCUGGCGGGGCCACAGGCAGGGAGUCGGGUGGCCGCACUGGAACAGCUGCGGGAGCGUCUAGAGUCAGGGGAGCCAGCCGAGAAGAAGGCAGCAAGGCUGUCAGAGGAGGAGCAGCGCCUGGUACAGCAGGCCUUCCAGCGUAACCUUUUCAGCAUGGCACGGCAGCUGCCUGUGAAGAUCCGUAUCAACGGCAGGGCAGAAGACAGAGGAGAAGCCUCAGCUGCUGCGCUGAACCUGACCCCAAGCAGCAUUGGGAGCAUUAACAUGUCUGUGGACAUCGAUGGUACCACCUACUCAGGUGUGCUGUUUGCCCAGAAGCCCAUGGUUCACCUCAUCACAGGCCCCACUGCCCAGAGUGUCGUCGGAAGCAGCUCUGGCGGUGGUGGCAGCAGCAGUGGUGGCUCUCACUGUUCACAGAGUCCUACCUCUUCCCGGGGCACCCCCAGUGCGGAGCCCUCCACCAGCUGGUCUCUCUGACAGCAGCACCCAGCUGCCUCUGCCCUGCCCUCUAGCCAGGAGUGGCAGAAGCUGCCGCACAGAAUUUACCUCGUCUCACGGAGCCUGUUGUUCAGGGACUGGGUGUGUCCAUCUGUCCAGGCUCCAUUCAGGUCCUGCUGUCCUCUGGGGGCAGGGAUAGGUGGGAGGGGCAGGACAGGGCAGCGUUGUCCAAUCAGGGAUCAUCCUGGAGGCCUGGGCAGGGGUCUGGUAGCCCUACUUCCUCCAGGGUCCCCGCCUGUCUCCUACCCCGGGGCACAGUGUAUCGACAAUCUGUAAGCCGACACAGGGCUGGACGCCUCCACUUCCUUCCCCCUUAAUUUAUUUCCCUUCCUCCACUUUCUGCCAUUACCCCAGGGUCACUGGUCUCAUCCUCUGUGUGGCUCCCUCAUUUUUAAAUCCUGUGUGGGCUGCUGGGGCCAAGUGACUGCCUUCAUGGCUCUCAGCUGCUGAGCAUGGGUUCCACCCUCCCAGCCCUCCUGUCUGCUCUUGGUUCCCAGAGGCUGGGGUCCCUCAAAUCCAAAUCUAACAUCAGACCUCAGGGCCCCAUGUCCCCCUCUAGUGGGGGACACCUGAAAGAGCACAGGGCAAGCUUCAGGCCCGGGACUCUGGGCAUCUGCCAGGAUGGGUGAGGGCUUGGACUACCUGGGCCCUGGUACCCACUUCACGGGACCCCACGCAACCCUCCCUUACCUCAGGAUCUCCAUUUGCCUUUGUUGGCCACUCUCCCACCUUAGCUUCCUUGUCCCUGCCCUGUCACAGUCUCUUGGGGCCAUCUCUGCCCCACCAGCCCCAGAUGCGCUGAUAUCAGGUCACUGAAAUACCUCAGAUUUGUAAUUGUUGACGUUUGAUUCUUCAGGAAGUAUUUGCAUCUCUGAAAUCUUUUUUAUAUAUGUUUUGCUGACUUUGGUAUUUUAUUUUUAAAUUUUUGUUGUUGUUGUUGUUGUUGUUGUUAUAGCACCAAAGAAGAAGUAAGAGCAGAUCACCACAGCCAGGUGCACUUGGUAGCCAGCCCCUUGGCCCUACCCAUGCACCCUGGAGGGAGGAAGCAGGCGGGGUGACUCAGGGAUCCCUGAGGCAGUAGAGUGGGGUGGAGAGGCCUGUGCUUGCCUGCAGGGCCAGAAACUAUGCCAGUCCCAGGACAUCCCUGACCGUGCCACUGCCCCUGCCCUGCCAUGCAUACUGUGGGGCCAUGCUGCCUGCCGGAGCCCACCACCAGGGAGUGGGAGUGGGAGUGGGAGGUGCCAGGGCUGGUACAGGCUACUCCUUCCCACAGUGCCACUUGCACAGGUCACCUCAGCCGGGCAUGCUGCCACUGUUACUCCUGGGCUCAGUCCUGUCCAGGAAGAGAAAGGGAAAUGAGAAGCUCAUGCACAGACAUACCUCAACCCAGCCAGCCACUCCGCUGGCCUGCGCUCCUCCCCGCCCCGGCCCUCUACAUGCCCGUGCAUGCGCGCGCGUGCGCACACACACACACACACACACACACACACAGCCCACCUGCCCACCCACUGCAGGCUGCCCUUUGCCUGCAGAAACCUUGCCCAGCUGUGGUAGGGAAGGGACAAGGUUCUGGUACCAGUGCAGAGGCCCAGUGGCCAGCAUUGGCCUACCUCCCUCUGAAGUGUGUCAGACACUUGGCCAAAGUGUCUUUCUCAGGGUUUGGUCACGAAGGAUGGACUCUCCCACCCAGAGGAUAUGGGGACAUGCACCAGGUCUCUGGUCACAGGCCCUCCCCUUUUCGUUCUUACCUGGCCGUGUGCCCAGCCCAUCCCUCAGCGCCCCAACCUGGGCCUGGUCCAGCCUGAGCAGGGCAUCUAAGGGUGCUUUGUCCCCUGUCCCUUUGUAUUCCAACAGCAGUGUGGUAGCACACAGGUAGCCUAGGCAGUAAGUACAUACCUCAGACGUUCUCGCAAGUGUCUGUAUAUGUCGUGGUUGUUUUCUUACAUGUUCUGAAUGUUUAUAUUUCAAUAAACCUCUACCUCUUCACACGGCAGGCCUCAGUUGCUUUGCUGACUCUUCCACUGUGCAGGGACCUUAGGGUGAUGGGGCCAGGUGGCUGCUCCUCAUCCCUGGGCUUCCCUGACCUGUCCUCCCCAGAGCACUCAAGCUUAUCUGCUGGUGGCAGGGUGCUCAGCAUGGCCUGAUCACCAAGACUGACUCUAGUGAGUCACAUUGGUGGUGUGACAGGCCCAGGCCCUAGGAUAUCUCAUUGGCUCAGCAAGCCCCAGCUGAGCACCUGCUGGGCCAGAUGCAGAGAAGGCACAGUGUCUGGACAAAGAUGGGGUAUUUUGUUUGUUUGUUUGUUUGUUUGUUUUGCAGUGCUGGGAAUUAAACCCAAAGCCUUAGAAGUAAAUUAUAAACCCUGCCUUUUUGA